Vespa crabro (European hornet) is the source of this 2715-nucleotide messenger RNA. RefSeq names its product probable serine/threonine-protein kinase cdc7. Bases 438 to 1559 code for a protein of 373 amino acids. NCBI's taxonomy places the organism in Eukaryota, Metazoa, Arthropoda, Insecta, Hymenoptera, Vespidae. The record is from RefSeq and is a predicted model, not a curated record. The transcript has 6 exons.
GUUUGUCACGGUGAUAUUGUUUAUUUAAAAAAAAAAGGAAUUCUACGUUCCCCCAUUGAGCUUCUUUAAGUUAAAACGAGAUAAACCAAUUUACCCAUUAAUAAAUGGGUCAUUGAGAGAUGAGUUUUGAUUAAAAGUAAAUACUUUUCGUUCGAUAUCCAAAGAGGAGACAAGAGCUCGACGAAGAGUCAGAGUUCUCCUCCCGCUGUUCGAAGAACGGAAGGAGGUCACCCGGUCACCCAGAUGAGGUUCCUUGCCACGGCCAAUGGCGGGCCACUUCUACAUCCUCCAAGACAUCUCAACCAAUCCUGUUUGCCGAUUUUUAGAGGGGACCCAACGAUCGGUUGCCGAUCGUUGUUGAACGGCAUUGACUGCCCUUGCCUACAGAUUUAAAGCUAUUUCCUUGCUCAGGACAGGAUCUCUUCAGUUUCUACAACAUGGCCACGGUCAGGUCUACGAUCUUCCUAAUCUUCACCAGCCUCGCCGUUGCCUCGUCAGCUGGAUUGUUCGAGACUCUACUCUCUUGGGACCUGUCGGAUUCCGAAGCGAGAUCAACUCAGACCCAAUCAAAAUGUCUCUGUCAGACUUCCGGCUGUCUUUGCUGCGUCGACCUAAAUUUAACAGUGACAAUGGAUCUCGGUGGUCCUGUUUGUGUUAACAUCAGGCACAAGGAACAAAACGUAUCCUUGAAUCUGAGCUAUGGCGACAAUCCUGUACACAAUGCGACGAUAAAGAUCGUUGAUGCAGCUAAUAAACCAACUUGCAUGAAUCUUCUAUCGGAUUUGGCGCAGAUUUGUGCAAAAUUUACUUCCGUUAAAUCGGCCGAGCAUGGUCACGAUGGUUGUUUGGUGAUCGAACCGGCAUUAUUGGGUUCCCCGCAGGCCACCUAUCAUAUGGGCUGUUUUAAUUUUGAUCAGACGGUGCGACAAAUAGAAGUGUCCGCCAUCACAGAAACAACUGAGAGUACGGAUAAUACGGAUGACGAAGAGGACGAUGGUAUUAACACGGACGAGUUGAUCGCUGCAGUAUCAGCGAGCGCUGAACACGGACUCGCACUAUUUUCUCAAUGGUUAGGCUUGAACUUUAAUCCAAGAUUGAAUCUCACCAAUAAGAAUCAAAUACAAGAAGAACAAUCUCAACAACAAGAACAACAACAACAACAACAACAGCAACAAUUACAGCAACAGCAGCAGCAACAACAACAGCAGCAGCAGCAGCAGCAACAACAACGUCAAAUAGAAAAUAGUGAUCUACAAACAAGAACGGCUCGGAAUAUGAUGGACAUUCAGUCUGAUAAAAGUGACGAACGAUUCAAACAGCUUCUCAGCGCUCAGGAUAACGUUUUCAAGGAAUCUGCGAAAAUUGGAUUGGCAAAUGGUGCUCAAACGACCUUCGUUUAUUCCAGCCCAAUUGGUUUGCCUACAUUGGAAAAGGGUGUGAUAGAGAAAAAAGUAGAAGUCGAUACGAUCGACGAUACCUAUCAACGUUUGACUGUACCAAAGGAAUCAAGGCGAGGUGGUAGAGCUUAUAGCAUUCAUCAACACGUUAACGAGAUUUGAAAAAAAUGUUUUUAAUCGUUCGAUAGAGGUAGAAGUCGUCGAAUGGCUUUGGGUAGAGUUAAACUGGCGCAAUGUUAUUAAACUGUGUUAGUUUUUUUUUGCAGAGCUGAUCGAUGAGAGAACAAGUGGGUGGUUCUAUUUUUGAUUUCUUUUCUCUCUCUCUCUCUCUCUCUCUUUUUUUUUUUUUUUAAUUUUUUCUCCUUAUAAUCCGCAGUAAGAAAACGUAGUGUAAUCCAAAUAUCAUGGCGAUAUUAAUCGAGUCAUUGUUAUUUAGGAAUAGAUGUUAGAUUUUGUAGAAAUUAGUUUAAUAAUGUAUCAUGCGUUCUCUAUCUCUCUCUUUCUCUCUCUCUCUCUCUCUCUCUCUCUCUCUUUCUCUUAUCGUAGAGAUUCGUUGAGAACUACGAUCACCCGAUAAAGUUACCCUAUCAGAAAUAAUUUUUCUUAAUUAAACGAUUAAAUCCGAUCCUUAAGCGAUCAUUAUUGUUAAACUUUUUUUUAUUCUAGAAGUGUCACGUGUUUAGACGACGCUGUGCCGCCCAGCUCUGUCGGUAUGAUCUCUCUUUUCAAUUGUGAUCACGUUGUUUCUCUUUUUCGCUGCUUUCGUAUUCGAAAUGAUUUUUUUUAUCGAUCUUAUGUGUAUAAAUGCACACACGCACACAUACAUGCACGCACAUACGUAUAUAUGUGACGAUUAUACGCGUGAAAAGUGUCCCUCGAGUGAAACGUAUGGUAAGGCAACUUUCUUUUUUGACUUUACACACACGCAUACACACACACACACACACACACACACACGUUCAUACAUACACGUGAUACGACUUGGGAAAUAUUAUUUAGAUCAUCGCUUUGUGUAUAUUAUUAUUUUUAUUAUGAAUUAUUUAUUUCUUUUGACACCGUUUGUUAAGUAGAAAAUACAAUAUAACAUUCUAUCGUACUCGUACGAAUAUUAUUAGAUUAUAACACUCAAUUGAGUUCCUUUUCGUUUGUUUCUUUGUUUGUUUGUUUUUUUUUUUCUUUUCUUUUUUUUUUUUUUUUCAUUCACACAUAGUAGAACCGAUUGAAUAUUAUACAUGAUAUAUUAUUAUUUCUGUCGCAAAACCCAUCUCCGAUGAUCGCACUGUAAAAAUAAGUCGAACGUAGGAUAUGAGAAAGUAAA